Messenger RNA from Lactuca sativa (garden lettuce), 1647 nucleotides. Lineage: Eukaryota; Viridiplantae; Streptophyta; Magnoliopsida; Asterales; Asteraceae. The record is from RefSeq and is a predicted model, not a curated record.
AAAGUUCAAGAAAACUAACAAACCAAACAUCAAAAAAGAGAAUGUAGUAAAUCCAAUAGUGUACAUGAAAGAUACAAUCAGAACCAUAUCAAACAUACUUAGGUAUUCGACUUGGGAUUCUGCUCAAAAACAGUUGGAAACCCUUGGCAUUAAAUGGGAUUCUUACACAAUCAAUCAAGUUCUCAAAACCCACCUCCAAUGGAAAAAGCUUGGCUGUUCUUCAAUUGGGCAUCUGGAUUGAAAAAUUUCAAGCAUGAUCAGUUUACGUACACUACUAUGAUGGAUAUAUUUGGGGAAGCAAGGAGAAUUUCGUCAAUGAGGUUUGUUUUCCAGCAAAUGGAGGAGAAAGGGAUUAAAAUUGAUGUGGUUACUUAUACUUCGAUGCUGCAUUGGCUAUCGAAUGAUGGGGAUAUUGAUGGGUCUGUGAAGUUAUGGGAGGAGAUGAAAGAAAAGGGCUUUUAUCCAACCGUUGUUUCUUACACUGCUUAUAUGAAGGUUCUUUUUCAUCAUGGUAGAGUCAAAGAGGCCACUAAAGUUUACAGGGAGAUGAUUCAGUCUGGUUGCCCUCCAAAUUGUUUUACUUACACCGUCUUAAUGGAGCAUCUUGCUGGUUGUGGAAAAUUCAACGAGGUCUUAGAUAUCUUUAUUAAGAUGCAAGAAGCAGGAGUGCAACCCGAUAAAGCUACAUGCAACAUUCUAGUUGAAAAUUGUUGCAAAGCUGGUGAAACAUCGGUUAUGAUGAAGAUUCUUCUUUAUAUGAAAGAAAACUCGCUUGUACUUCGCCAACCCGUAUACGCAAAAGCCCUUGAAACUUUAACAAGUGCAGGGAAAAGCGAUGUUCUUCUCAAGGAAUCAAAUCGCCAUUUAUCAAUUCAACACACUAAAGUGGAACCUUUAGAAAGGACAAUUUCAGACACAAGCUCCAUAGAUGAACACCUUGUGUUAAAUCUUUUGACCAGAAAACACUUCGUUGGGGUUGACUUUUUACUAAAAGAUAUGAUGGAGAAGACUGUUCCGUUGACUUCCGGGAUUCUUUCAUUGGUUAUUGAAGCAUAUGUUGCUCAUGAUAGACCUCAUGGUGCGGUUUUGGCGUAUGAAUUUGGUAAAAAAACGGGGAUGAAAUUUGAGAAAGUGUUGUAUCUUUCCUUGGUGGGUUUGUUUAUUAGGACAAAUUCUUUCCCAAAAAUUGUGGAUAUUGUUGAAGAAAUGGUUAAAAACGGAAUCUUUCUUGGAAUUAAUCAAAGUGCCUUGUUGAUAUACAAGCUUGGGUGUGCUAAAAAGCAUGUUUCGGCUUCAAAAGUGUUUGAUUUGUUGCCUGAUGAUGAGAAGAACACAACAACUUACACCGCUUUAAUGGCAGCUUACUUUGCUUCAAGAAACACAUCUAAAGGACUCCAGAUGUUUAAAGAUAUGAAGGAGGCAGGGAUUCCAGUUGUUCUUGGAACUUAUAAUGUGUUGCUGUCUGGUCUUGAAAAAAGUGGUAGAGUUGUUGAGUUUGAGGUUUAUAGAAAGGAGAAAAAACAGAUGGAAAAAUGUAGAUUUUCUGAAAAUCAAGAAUCUAUAGAAGAAAUGACUUGUAACUUCUUGUUUGCUAGGGAUUAUGUAUCUUGAAACUUGAAUCUAUUUAUUGUUAAAGUUUUUUGGUUA